AUGGCCACUGCGACGGCCGCCCCCAAACCGCCCAACCCCACGGCCGCGGGAGCUCAGAGAUUGGCAGCCCCGAUUCGAUAUGCGCAGACGACACUUAAGUGGGCGGCUGUGCCUCGGAGCGAGAGCAUAGAGACCAAGACGGCGAAAGAUAAUGUGAUCAAGGGCGUCCAACCAACGAAUGGAUCUACCACAAUGUCAAAAGAAAAUAUGAUGCCAACACAAAACGCGGCUAAUGAGGCUGCCGCCGCAACACAGCGUAACGCAGCUCUUUUGUCAACGGCCCGAACGACUAAGCCGCAAGCACCUAAGCAAGCCCUCCAACAAUUACCGUCACCGCCGAUUGCGGAAAAGCAGACUGUCGAGCCGCCCAAGAAGACCGCCUCGCCCGCUGCCGAGCGCAACAUUGAUAAAAUUGUCCUCGGUAAUAUCUGCUUCAAAACCUGGUAUCCUUCAUUCUACGGCAAGGAAGUCCUGGGUGAACCUUCUUCCCGGUCCGACGCAGCUGCUCCCGGCGGCAAAAACCACCCACGACGUGAGCGCGACCCAUCGCCGAUCCUCGACCGACUCUACGUGUGUCCCUCUUGUUUCAAAUAUUCCAAAGAGCUCGUCAUGUGGCUAGAACACGUGCGGGUGUGCGAGGUCAAGGAAUUUGUUCCCGGCAGAAAGAUCUAUACCCACCCCAAGAAUAGUGGCAGGCCAGCGCUUGUACCUGUCGAGACGAAUGUGAAAGGUGGUGUAAAAAGGAGGAGAGGAGAUGCUGCGGCGGCACCUGUGCCACAAGCCGUACAGGAUGAUGGUGAGUGGAGCAUCUGGGAAGUAGAUGGUGAGAAAGACGUGCUCUUCCUCGAUAAUAAGUCCGUCUUCUUCGACGUGACGGGUUUCAAAUACUUUCUCCUUGUAUUUUCGCGGCCCACAAAAUCUCACAUCCCGGAUUCAGCGCCAAUCAUGAAGCACCAGAUCUGUGGCUUCUUCUCCAAGGAGAAGCUUUCCUGGGAUAACAACAAUCUCGCAUGCAUCCUAAAACCCAUCUCUGAGCUGGGCAGGAAGGGCUACAGGCGAUUCUGGGCAGGCGAGAUUGCGAGGUGGAUCCUAAGUCUCGAUGUCGCUUCCACAGCCGGCGCUGUAGCUGCUCGGAAGCGCAAGGCCGAAGAUAACGGCCCAGAGGAUCCGCAAGAGGUUGUCAUUGACAUUUACGAUUGUAAUUGCCUCGGCGUUCUCCGCGAGAUGGCUGUUGCCGAAGACGCUGGCUUGGGCCCGUCCAAGGCCCAACCCAAAGCCAAACCCAAAGCCAAACCCAUUAGCGCUAUUGAUAGCGCUGCCGAAGUGAGCCAAGAGGUCCUUGGGGAGGACAAGGCGGGCGAGGCCUCCGCCGAUGUGGCCCAAGAGGCAGAGGUGGAGAUCACUCCUCGUCUGGUUCCUAGGGUGCGUAUUGUAAAGGACGCAGUUCGAGCUUGGGUGGCCUCCCAACGGAUCAGCCUGCAACGAGCAUGUGACCCAGACGGGUUCGACCCGACAUACCUGGAAGAGUUGGAGACGCUGAGGAAGGAAAGCCUAGAAGCCGAAGAAAUCGCUCUGUGA
This is a messenger RNA of Parascedosporium putredinis, 1578 nucleotides long. The record is from the annotation of a GenBank genome assembly. Lineage: Eukaryota; Fungi; Ascomycota; Sordariomycetes; Microascales; Microascaceae.